Messenger RNA from Scutellospora calospora, 1038 nucleotides. Lineage: Eukaryota; Fungi; Glomeromycota; Glomeromycetes; Diversisporales; Gigasporaceae. The record is from the annotation of a GenBank genome assembly.
AUGGACAAAGUAAUUCGAAGACAACAAGUUCUUUCAAUAUACAGAAAUAUUCUCAAGGAAUCAUCAAAAUUUUUUGAUGAUAAUGCUAAAAUAUUCUUAAAAAAUCGAACUCGCAAGAGAUUUAAAGAGUAUAAAGAAGAAACUGAUGAAACCAGAAUUUUAAACAAAUUGGCUGAUGCCCGUCAGGCACUGUAUAGGAUUAAGAGAGCCAAUGUAUUUGAUAUCAAAUCUGUUAAUCGUAUUUUAGAAUUAACAUAUGGAAGGAGGGGGCCCAUGAAACAUCAAUUACUUAAGCCCAUUAUAAAUGAACCGAGCGAGGCUCCCAAACCCAUUGUUCCGGGUUUUCCAAGAACUGCACCACCACGAAUGUCACAAACACUUCAAACAUUAUUGUCAUCGCAAGUGAAAAAUUUAUAUCCUACAUUACCGGAACCAAAACAUAAACCUUUAUACCCAUCACGAAAAGCAAAUUUAUUAUGGAGACAUUAUUCAAAGAUAAUGAAAACUGUUCUGCCACCUGUGGAUGAUGUCACAUUGGAUCAAUUAGAAAAAAAUGCUGGAAAAGGCACCCUAACAGGACAAGGAGUUGCAGAUAGAAAUAUAUCAUUAAGAAAUCAUAAUUUUGAUGGAUUAAAUAGAUUAAGAAUUCCUAAAAAUACAGGAGCACCAAAAAGUCCGCGUGAUCAUGUAAAAGAAGGACCAUAUUGUAGUGCUAGACCUCAUAACCCGAGGCCUCGCUUUAUACGACGAUUAUAUCAGAGAUUAUUAACUAAGAUACCUAUCAUGAAAGAAGAUACCGAGUCAAAAUAUUCUAAUCCAAAUAUAUUUGAAAAUAAAAAUAAUUACUCAUCUACUGUCACAUUACCAAAAAAACGACAUAUGAUUACUAAAUCUCCAUGGGCAAAUGGACGUCCCCUUCCGUUGGUAAAUCAUAUGGAUUGGCAAGGAUUAGACCCUGUUGAAGUAGAAAAACUUAUCGAUGAUAAAAAGACUCCAAAAUUAAAAAAAAUUCAUACUGGAGAUAAUUUGCCUGUCUAA